Molecule: messenger RNA, 2253 nt
Organism: Cricetulus griseus (Chinese hamster)
Lineage: Eukaryota; Metazoa; Chordata; Mammalia; Rodentia; Cricetidae
Source: RefSeq, a predicted model, not a curated record
ACACUGAGGACGCCAGUGAGACAGACCUGGCGAAGCACGAUGAGGAAGACUACGUGGAGAUGAAGGAGCAGAUGUAUCAGGACAAACUGGCAUCUUUGAAGCGACAGCUGCAGCAGCUACAGGAAGGUACCUUGCAGGAAUAUCAGAAGAGGAUGAAGAAGCUGGAUCAACAGUACAGAGAGAGAAUCCGGAAUGCAGAACUCUUCCUCCAGCUGGAAACUGAACAAGUGGAAAGGAACUAUAUUAAGGAGAAGAAGGCGGCAGUGAAGGAGUUUGAAGACAAGAAGGUGGAGCUGAAGGAGAACCUGAUCGCCGAGCUUGAGGAGAAGAAGAAGAUGAUUGAGAAUGAGAAGCUCACGAUGGAGCUGACCGGAGAUUCUAUGGAAGUGAAACCCAUCAUGACCAGGAAAUUAAGGAGGCGACCAAAUGAUCCUGUCCCCAUUCCAGACAAGAGGAGAAAACCGGCUCCUGCUCAGCUAAACUAUUUGUUAACGGACGAGCAGAUCAUGGAGGAUCUGAGAACAUUAAAUAAGCUUAAGUCACCCAAGAGACCAGCUUCCCCAUCCUCUCCUGAACACUUGCCUGCCACACCUGCAGAGUCUCCAGCCCAAAGAUUUGAAGCUCGGAUAGAAGAUGGCAAACUGUAUUAUGAUAAAAGAUGGUACCACAAGAGCCAAGCCAUCUACCUAGAGUCAAAGGACAACCAGAAACUGAGCUGUGUCAUCAGCUCUGUGGGAGCCAAUGAGAUCUGGGUGAGGAAGACAAGUGACAGUACUAAGAUGAGGAUCUACCUGGGCCAGCUGCAGCGUGGGCUCUUCGUGAUCCGCCGGCGAAAAUUCUUAACUUACCGGGACUAGCUACUUGGCCUGGGACAUGGAGAGCACUGUGGAAUCGUCAAGGCACUGACUCACAUGGCCGGCCACUUCCGUCUCUGUACCGUUCUUUCCUGCCUCGGCUCCCUCCAGACUCAGUCACCAGAGACUUACUUUCAGGAGUGUUGGGGGCCUCAUCCACUUUCCUUUUAAGUCCUUAUUUUUGUUUAUACUUGAUCCUUUUUUUUUUUUUUUUUAAACCCUCCUUUGAGUUUAAAGGGGAGCUCCUUUUAAUAAGUGUCUUGAGGUCUUUCUCCCAGGAAGAGCAGCCAGUGUGUUCUGUCUGAAUCUGAUUGGUGGAUUGUGUGCCUGCUCCCCUUGUUAGGCCCAGAAGUGUGGGGCAGGAGAGUUCUCUUGCCUCUACCUUCUCGGAGAAAUAAAUGAUGUGUAACAUCUCAUCUGCCUUGCGCUUGCCGCUGGCUGAGCGACCGGAGCUUCAGCCCUCACCCUGGGGACUGCAUCCAAUGGAUGGGGCUGGGAGAGGGGACAUUGCAUAUUCCUAACACGCUGGAGUCACCACUCUGAAUGUUCUUGAAUGCACAUGAUUUAUUUAGACACACCUGUCCUUGCUCAGGGUGGAAGAAGUGGUAAUUUCAGAAGUUUCCAUUUGUCAUUCCUCUCUCCAGCUUCCAAUGGCUAGAAAGAAGAUCACAUGCCCCACUGUGGUCUGGGUUUUCUCUGCUAGUUGAUGUGACAAGGUGGGUGUUGCAAUAACCAGUCUGUUGUUGCUGGACCCACCACAGGACCCCCAAACUCACCCAAGAUUUUGCCCAUGUUGGUGACAGGGAGAGCUCUGUCAUGCUGCAGCCACCAAAUCUGUAUGCUUUUUCUUGAGAACACCCCCAGUGAAGCCACCUAUCACGGCUCUCUGUUCCUCCCUGGCCCUUUUAUUGUUCCUCACCAGCGAGGCAGGGGGUUCUUUGUGCUCUAGCUGCCAUGUGUGAAGAGGCAGGUUAGAGCAACUGUCAACAUCUCUCUGGACUACCAAUAGGCUGUCUAUACUUUACAAUUCCCGCCCCCUCCCCCAACAGGAUUUCUGUGUGCAGCCCUGACUGUCCAGGAACUUAUUCUGUAGACCAGACUGGUCUUGAACUCAAGAGAUCUGCCUGCCUUUGCCUCCUGAGUUCUGGGGAUUAAAGGCAUGUGCCACCGCCACCUGGCUUUUAGGAAUCUUUACAAGUAAUCUGUUUUGCUUAGUUCCUUGGACUCCGUUCAUGUUGCCUCUCGAUGUGGAUAGCCACAGUGGUGGCUGUGACUUGUUAGAAGAAAGACUUGUACAGACCUAUUGUUCUAAUUUAUAUCCAUUCUCUCUCUCUUAUUGGAAUUUUUAAGAAACCAUGAUAAACGAUGAUGUUUAUUAAUUAAAAGUUGCCAAGUGGUC